This is a messenger RNA of Vespa mandarinia (Asian giant hornet), 1283 nucleotides long. RefSeq names its product alpha-tocopherol transfer protein-like. The record is from RefSeq and is a predicted model, not a curated record. Gene Ontology annotation, molecular function: phosphatidylinositol bisphosphate binding. Gene Ontology annotation, cellular component: membrane. NCBI's taxonomy places the organism in Eukaryota, Metazoa, Arthropoda, Insecta, Hymenoptera, Vespidae.
ACCGUGUCCUCUUCGAAGUAUAUAGAAAUGUUUCUCUCGUACAUAACUCGUAGGUAGUUUGAUGUGGUAAGCAAGUAACAUACGGUCGAGACCACAGCGACAUUCUACUCCGACUUAUUAUCUACGUGUUUCGUUAUCUUCACAAGUAAUCCGAUUUAAGGAGAUCGAUUUAAUUAGUUCCACAUAACGAUUUUGUCCUCUAAUAAUAUUGGGAAAGAAAAAAGGAAAAAAAAAGAAAAAAAAAAAAAAAGAAAAAAAAAAAAGAAAAGAAACCAACAACAACAAGAACAAAGAAUGACAUUAUUACCACCAACCGUGGAACAACAAAGACGAAUUAAUGAGGAAAUUCCUCCGGAUCCAGAAAUGAGGAAGAGAGAUAUCAUUGCGAUUCGAGAAUGGCUUUCGAAACAAUUGCAUUUGCCAAAUCAUAUGGACGAUAACAGGUUAGAAAAUUUUCUUUUUGGUUGCAAAAAUAGCGUCGAACGUUGCAAACUCAUUCUCGAAAGAUAUUUUAGCGUUCGCACAGCUCUGCCAGAAUUAUUUGCCACUCGCGAUCCAUUUUCACAAGAAAUUCAAAAUUGCUGCGAUGCCAUACAAUAUUUUGUAUUACCAUCUCUCACUGGCGAAGGAUACAGAGUUACAAUUUUAAGAUUAAACGAUACGGAUAUAGACAAAUUUUCAAUUCAAGCGAUAUCAAGAAGAAUUUUAAUGGUACAAGAUAUUCGUUUAAUAGAAGAACCUUCUUUAUCUAAUAUCAUGAUCAUAGAUCUCGAGGGAUUUACAGCAGCACACCUUGCUAAAUGCAGUCCAACGCAAACAAUAGUGAGACGAGCAAUGUUGGCAAUACAAGAUAGUAUGCCUAUGCGACUUUACAGAGUUCAUUUUUUACACGCACCAAAUUUAAUCAGCAAUAUACUUAAUUUGUUUUAUCCACUUCUCAAAGAAAAAUUAGUGGACAAGUUUCGCAUACACACGGGAGGUGGAGAAGAAUUAUAUUCAUAUAUGGAUAAAGAAAUAUUACCGAACGAAUGGGGAGGCAAAGCUGGUACCUUCGCCGUACUAAAUGAUGCGUGGAGGAAGAAAAUUGAGAGAAACAGAGAUUGGUACUUGAAAGAGGAGAAACUCAGUCGUACGAACGAGAGCGUUCGUUUGCCAGGAACGAAACCUUCCGGUCUUUUCUUGGAACUCGAUGGCGUUCAAGGUUCUUUUAGAAAACUAAAUAUUGAUUAAAAUAUUCAAUGAUGAGACGAGAAGAUACUCAUGACAAUAAAACAUAAUAAUAA